GCAGGACUCAUUGCAAAGGUUAAGCUUGAUCUGCUGUCAUGUGUUGAGAUGCGCGCCAUGCGCCCAGGUGACACCAAGCAUGACAUGUACAAAGACACAGGUGCAGUUGAGAGUAUGCUGCUUGUCAUGUUUGAGCUGGAGUAUAGUGAUAGUAUUGAGCAGCUGGAGGUGGAGAUGCAGGUCGAGAUGAGGAUGUGGUUUGAUGCGAUCCAGUUUUUGCUAUAA
Molecule: messenger RNA, 225 nt
Organism: Phanerochaete carnosa HHB-10118-sp
Lineage: Eukaryota; Fungi; Basidiomycota; Agaricomycetes; Polyporales; Phanerochaetaceae
Exons: 1
Source: RefSeq, a predicted model, not a curated record